This is a messenger RNA of Apaloderma vittatum (bar-tailed trogon), 3260 nucleotides long. Its product is annotated as protein-methionine sulfoxide oxidase MICAL3-like. The annotation marks the transcript as partial. The record is from RefSeq and is a predicted model, not a curated record. The transcript is spliced from 13 exons. Lineage: Eukaryota; Metazoa; Chordata; Aves; Trogoniformes; Trogonidae.
GUAGUCCAGUUGCACUGAACUUUGAAAAUACUAAGGUGAAAGAAGCCUUAGCAGCAGGAAGUGGUAGAGAUCACAGUUCUAAUGUGAAUGGGCUGGAAGAGCCCAGCCUUGCUAAGCGGCUGCGUGGCACACCUGAGCGGAUCGAGCUGGAGAACUACCGACUCUCACUGCAGCGGGAAGAAGAACUGGAAGAGGUUCCUGAAGAGACGCUGGCGGAGCAUAACCUGAGCAGUGUGUUGGACAAAGGAACAGAAGAGGAUGUGCCCAGCAGUAGUUCAGAGUCUGAGAUGGAGGAGGAAGAUGAGGAGGAAGAAGAUGAACUACUGCUGCCUCAGCAACCUCCUUCAGACUUGGGUGGUGUGCCAUGGAAAGAAGCUGUGCGUAUCCAUGCCCUCCUGAAGGGAAAAAGUGAAGAAGAGAUUGAGGCUGAGGAAAACCAUGUGAUUGGGGACAAAGACGAGGAGGAGGAGGAGGAAGAAGAAGAGGAGGAAGAUGAGGAGUCGAGCGAAGAGGGGGAGUAUUGCCCUUGGAACAGAGAGCUGCAGCAAGGCCUCUGGCUUCAACGUCUCUCAAAUGAAGAGGACACGGGUACAUUUAAAGCUGGAAACCUUAGAUUGCAGCAGAUUGUAAAUCCGGUCGAUCCUCUGGAGAUCCUGGCAGAUGUGCACUGGACACACAUCCGUGAAAAAGAGGAGGAGGAAAAAAUGGUCUCAUCCUCAAAGUCCUCCACCUCCAGAGCAUCCGACCUUCCCUCCGUACGCCAUGAGGCGGUACAGGCGUGGCUGGAGACGGUCCCUGGAGCUCCAUGUGAGGAUAAUUAUGUGGAGGACGAGCUGGGCACAGAGCCUGCAGACACAGAAGGGCAGGCAGGUGAAGAGGGAGACACGGGUGCAGAGCUGGAUGAUGAUGACAUCCCAUCUGAUGCAGAAGCAGAGUUUCGCUUACAUCAGCAUGAUGUAGAAGAGCCAGAACUAAAAGUUUCUGAAGAUGAAGAAGGUGAAGAAGGAUCAGAAGAUGCUUCUUGCAGUGUGACAAAAGAUCCAUGCAAGCCAACCACCCCUAUCCAGUCAUCUAAUGACAGCAUUCUUCCUCUGUCUCCAGUUGAUAGUCCCAAAGCAAAACAAGGAGAGGAUGUAAAAGAUCCCAUGGCUGAAGUACCCCGUGCAAUAAAAUCUCCAGAGGCACGCUUUUUUCCUGAGCCUUUCCUUCCUGAAGAAGGACCAAAGGAUGAAAUUCCCAAAGACAGGAAAGUUAAGAGCCCUUUGGUGCCAUCAUCUCCAGUGUUAUCCCAGCCAGUUGCAUCGCCAGAGGCCAUUGCACCUCCGUCACUAGCAGAGUCUCAGCCAGCAGCACCAAUAUCAGCUUCAUCCCCAACGUCUACUGAAACGCCUAUCUGUUCCCAGCCUUUACCUUCUGCUGAAACAACCAUUCCAUCUCCAGUGGAGCCUCCAGUAUGUUUCCAACCCGUCCCAGCCUUAACGUCUACUCCUUUAGCCAAACUAGUCCUUAGGGGGCAGGAUAGUGAGGUGGAAAAACUGCGGAGCCCUACUACUGCAGAAGAUGCCCUGAAACGGAGUAACCUUGUAGAAGAGUUCUGGAUGAAGAGUGCUGAAAUCCGGAGGAGCUUAGGGCUCACCCCAGUAGACAGAAACAAACGCUCAGAGCCAAACUUUACUGUAUCUGCCCUUGAGACAACUCCUCUGAAGACUUUUAACAGCGAGAAUAUUUCAGGGGAUGAAAGGAUCCAUGUUGUGAAACCCCAGCCUGCCCCAAGAAGGCAGGGACUAUCCAAGUUAGAAAACGAGCAGAUUUCUCUGCUCACGCCAAAAUCUCCAUCAGAAAAAGAGCUGAAGAUUUCCAGUGAUGUAAGGAGAGAUGUAUCCAGCAGUUCUGGACUUGGCCUUCAGGAAAGCUCAUCUAACAUGAGAACUAUGGCUAGCCAGAGCUUUAACACUUCUGACUCUACCAUGCUUACUCCUCCAUCAAGUCCGCCACCACCACCUCCUCAGGAUGAAGAACCAGCCACUUUGCGGAGAAAGAGGCAUCAAGCAGUGUGGCAGAAUGAGGUUGAAGCCAGGUCACCUCCAACACCAGCAUCAACACCUCCUGCUCCCCCACGCCGUGAGCCAACCUCUGAUGCCAAAGAGUCAACCCAGGCCAAAAAAGACGAUGUGCGGAAAUCUUUUGCAGAGAGUGUGGAUGAGAUUCCGUUUGCUGAUGAUGUAGAAGACACGUAUGAUGACAGGACAGAGGAUUCAAGCCUCCAUGAGAAGUUCUUUACACCCCCUACCAGUAGGCCAAGGCCAGAAAAACCACUUCUUCUGCCUUUGGUCAAAGAAAAUGGUGGUCCACCCUCAAUGGAAGGAGGGGUUAACCAAAAGAAGAGAGCAUUGCCUGGAAUUUCUGCAGAGGCCAAGGAACUUGCUGAAGAAAGAAUGAGAGCCAGAGAGAAGUCUGUCAAGAGCCAAGCACUGCGUGAUGCCAUGGCUAAACAGUUGUGUAAGAUGAAAGACAUGGAGAUGGCUGCAGCUGCUGCUGUGGGGGUCACAAGGGCACGGAAGGCGUCUUCUAUGCCCUUAAAGACCAAAGAGUUCUUUUAUGAGUCUCCAAAGCACCUGGCCUUGAAAAUAGCAGAGGGAUCCACACGAAAGCAUGAUGCUGCUAGUGAGAGGUUCUCUACUCCUGUUGCUGAUGUGGCUGGACCUGAGGGGUCCGUCACGUCUUCAGAAGGCUCCAGUGGGAAAAGUAAAAAAAGAUCUUCUCUUUUCUCCCCUCGUAAGAACAAAAAGGAGAAGAAAUCCAAAAAUGACAGCAGGCUUUCUGACAAAUCUAGUGGUGGGACAGAGGAAGCGACAAAGCCUAGGUCAUUAUGGAAGUCUGUUUUCUCUGGGUAUAAGAAAGACAAGAAGAAAAAGACUGAUGACAAAUCCUGCCCUAGUACUCCCUCAAGUAGUGCCACUGUGGAUUCUGGCAAGCACAAAGCUUAUCCAUUUGUUACGGCUGCAGAUUUGCAGCUCCGUCAGCAUCUAAGUUUCUCAGAGGACUCCGACCUUUCCAGUGAUGAUAUUCUGGAACGCUCCUCCCAGAAGUCCAGGCGAGAGUCGAUUUAUGUACCACACGCCUUGGCAUUCAAGAGAUCAUAUUCGUCAAAGAGAGGCUACACAGAAGAGGAGCUGAAUGCCAAGCUGACCCGGCGAGUACAGAAGGCUGCCCGUAGACAAGCAAAGCAAGAGGAGCUAAAGAGGUUACACAGAGCUCAG